AUGAAGCCUCCCAAAACCGUCAAAAUAGCCAAGAUAACAAUCUUGAAAUUCAAAAAUAGUAAAUCAACUUAUAUGAUCCCCAUAGAUUUAGAAGCAAAGAAUGCCCAAACAUUAACCAAUUUCAAGAAACUAUUAGCCAACAUUAUAAAUCAAAGUGGUGGUAUACCAGACGAAGAAGCCAUGGAAGAUAUAGAGAUCCCUAAAUCAGAAUUCAUUGAUGAUGACAUUGAAAUCCCCAAAUCAGAAUUGAUUGAUGAUGAAGCUUCUAAAGACCAAAUCAAUGCCAAUGAUUUAAGAAUAGCCACACCAAAGGAUAAAACUUCACCAUAUAAUAACGAAUGGAUUGAAAUUGAUGACGAUAUAUUGAACGAUUUGACUUUCAAAGAUUAUGACAUUCUUGCAUUUGCUUUAGAAGAUCAACCAUUUAACAUAGUAGAAGCUGCUUAUGAAGAAUAG
This is a messenger RNA of Yamadazyma jaroonii, 456 nucleotides long. The record is from the annotation of a GenBank genome assembly. NCBI's taxonomy places the organism in Eukaryota, Fungi, Ascomycota, Pichiomycetes, Serinales, Debaryomycetaceae.